CUUUGCCUUUUUGGGUCCCAAAACUACGGGGAGGUCCUUCCAGAAUUUCCGCUUUUAUCGAUCGGAUAUGCCCUCUGAAUGCCUGACCGCCAUUGGCAUCCUUGUUCGCCCCAUGCGCCGACUGAGCUCAUGUGUCUAAUAUUAGCGCGUCUCACCUCAUUGUCAUUGUCGCGACAGUUCAUACAUAUAAGGAUGCGUCUCUCCUCAAAGGUAGGGGAGGGCAAGACGACGAGAGACUCCAUAAAGAGAAGGAGAACGGGCACCUGUCGCCACAAUUGAUAAAACUCCGUUGGAUCUUGUCUUCCUAACAACAUCGCUUAUCUACUGGUAAGCACCGCUCAGAAUGUCGACGAACGAGGUCUCCAAAACUGAGGUCGCCGGCGACGCCAUCGUCGAAGACAUCCACACGCACUUUCCGGUCGUUGCCGAGGGUUCAGGGAAGACCGCUAAUAAUGAAGGUGCCAAGGAGAGAGAGGUGUACAAUGCCGAGCUAUACGCAGCUAUCCAGGAGUCCCGCAUUCCGCCAUGGAGCAAGGCAGCUAGGAAGUUGUACUUGUGCGUUUUCAUUGCUUUCUGCUGUGCUUGCGCCAACGGUUAUGAUGGCUCCUUAAUGGGUUCCAUUAUCGUCAUGCCUCACUUUCAAUCAAGGAUGCACAACGGGAAUGAUGGUUGGCAAGUCUCCGUCAUGACCUCUCUUUAUUCUGUUGGUUCUAUUGUUGCCACCCCAUUCGCAGCCGCUGUUAGUGACAAAUGGGGUCGUCGUGUUGGCAUGGUCUGGGGUUGCUUUGGUAUCAUCAUCGGCAGUAUCAUCACCGCGAGUUCUUUCAGCAUGGCCCAAAUCACAGUCGGCCGUUUUAUACUCGGUGCCGGCAUCCAGUUCAUGACUGUCGCAGCCCCCGCAUACUCGAUGGAAGUCGCUCCUCCUCAAUGGCGUGGUCGUUUCACGGGAUUCUACAACUGUGGUUGGUUCGGCGGCUCGAUCCCCGCAGCCCUGGUAACUUUCGGGUGCCAGUACAUCGACAGCGAAUGGUCAUGGAGGGUACCGUUUCUUUGCCAGUGUUUCGCAUGUUUCAUAGUCCUCGGUGCGGUACACUUCAUCCCCGAGUCUCCUCGAUACCUAUUUGCCAACGGCCGGGAGGCAGAGGCCAUCGAUUUCCUGACCGAGUACCACGGGGGGGGGAACCGCAACGCGCGCCUGGUCCUGCUGGAAAUUGAGGAGAUCCAGGAAAGCAUCCGUCAGGAGCUCAAUGAUAAAAAGAUUCCCUGGUGGGACUUCAGCUGUCUCUUCAAGACGAAAGAAGCUCGCUGGCGUUCGUCCCAGGUCCUGAUGAUGGGCGUCUUCGGCCAGUUCUCCGGCAACGGUCUUGGUUACUUCAACGCUACAAUCUUCGGUGAGCUGGGAGUUAAAAGCGUGGCUCAACAGCUCGGCUACAACGUUCUUAACUCCGUCAUCUCUGCCAUUGGUGCUGGGACGGCAGUAUCACAGACUGACCGCAUGCCACGCCGUAAGGUGCUUGUUUAUGGCACUUUCGCCUGUGCCGUCAUGCUGGCCAUUAACGGCGGCUGUAAUGUCGCCUUUGGGAGGGAUCAAACCAACAUAAAUGCCGGUCAAUCUGCGCUCGCUUUCUACUUUCUCUUCAAUGUCGUCAACUCCUUCACCUAUACUCCAUUACAGGGUGUCGUCCCAGUUGAGGCCCUCGAUAACACCAGGCGUGCUAAAGGUUUGGCCUUUUACGGUUUCUUGACUGGUUGCCUCGGCUUCAUCAACACUUUCUGCACGCCUAUUGCAAACAAAACUAUAGGGCUGAACUAUAUCUGGGUCUUUGUGGGCUGGGAUUGCAUCGAGACCGUCUGUUGGUACUUUUUCGGUAUCGAGGCCCAAGGCCGCACUCUCGAGGAGCUCGAGUGGGUCUACAAACAGCCGAACCCAGUCAAGGCAUCUCAACAUGUCGACAGAAUCGUACAGCAGGCCGACGGCACCGUCACCGAGAAGAUCGUCAGCGAAAACGACUCUUAGACUAGCUGACUCCUGUUUUUGCUUCAGUAUAAAGAGCCAGUCUCGCAUUCUAACCUAAUAGUCACCCAUUUUACUUGAGUAGCAAAUACAAUAGCUAGUUUUUAGGACUACAGCCCUGUCUACUUUCAUUUCAAUUCAUUGGAAACGAAAGGCUUAAACCUUAGUUUCACGUAAUAUUUACCACUUAGCU
Messenger RNA from Pseudogymnoascus verrucosus, 2207 nucleotides. RefSeq lists its product as uncharacterized. The transcript is spliced from 5 exons. Lineage: Eukaryota; Fungi; Ascomycota; Leotiomycetes; Thelebolales; Thelebolaceae. Gene Ontology annotation, molecular function: carbohydrate:proton symporter activity. Gene Ontology annotation, cellular component: membrane. The coding region runs from base 344 to 2017 and encodes 557 amino acids. The record is from RefSeq and is a predicted model, not a curated record. Gene Ontology annotation, biological process: transmembrane transport; carbohydrate transport.